GAUGAUGUCACUGAUGUGGUGGUCGCUUUUAGUGAGUUUAUUAGCAUACAGAAACGUGUCUGCAAAUGAGCUUCCUUUAGAGACGAACGUGAAGGCAAAUGCUUGUAAUAUUACCGGUGCAUGGCGCAAUGAACUGGGUUCCACCCUCCGUGUGAAAGUGGAAGGAUCGCAGGUCACGGGAGUUUAUCAGACCGCGGUGGAGUCCACGCGUGGGGCAGCGGGCCGUGAACGCAAAGCUAAAAUCAUCGGAGUAGUUGGUGAAGGGCCUCAACCUACAGUUUCAUUUGCCGUGAUGUGGGAGAAAGGCUCAUGUUCUGCUUGGGUUGGUCAGUGCUUCGUUUUACCUGAUGGUGUGCGAGUACUGAAAACCUUCUGGCUGUUACGCAGCGUAGCUGACAACUUAGCAAGCAACUGGGGAAGUACCAGGUUGGGAGAAGAUCUGUUUUUCAUGACUUGAAUUUUAAAUACGAACUCUGUAAUACAUCCCAUUUAAAUGACUUAAAGAUGUUGAUUUUUUUUUCAGUAAGCUUGUGCAUUAAACCCUACUGACACAUUCAAAGUUCGAAAAUCCCUCAUGUAAUAAAAGACAGAAAGGCAGAACAAGGGAAAAAAAUGCUAAAUGAUUUGUGACAGUCCUUGAGCAUGUGAUGGUUCUUCUGCAAGUUUAGACUGACAGCAUCUCAUAUGUCUAGCUGCAGGUGGUUCUGCUGGAGAGCGUUUGCAGUCUGAUUCUAUUGUGCUGAGACGUGUUUAAAAAAACCUCAAUCAUCACCAUAUCGUACCAUUCUACCAUUUAUCUCUGGCCAAAGUGAAUCUUGAAGUUGUCAACGACUUGAGUUUUAAUACACCUGUGCACAAACACUUUAGGUGCUGUUGAAAGAAUAUACAAGCAGGUUUAAGCUCCGUGUGGUUAGAAUUGGUGAACUUUAUAGUAUGGAGUGAGAUCCUGACCAGUGCUGAUGGAGGUAGUUUUGUGUGGUUUAAAUUAUGCAUGAUCUUGUCAUGGUUGUGUUAGCUGUACUGCUUGGAGAGGAGAGGAGGGGAAGGUUAGAGUAAAAAAUCUGCCAGUUUGCACAGUGGUUGAAUACACAAUGACUUUCACAACUGUUCAGUUUUUAACCUGUGUGCCAAAUACUGUACCACUAUACCUCCUGACUGGA
Molecule: messenger RNA, 1160 nt
Organism: Triplophysa rosa
Lineage: Eukaryota; Metazoa; Chordata; Actinopteri; Cypriniformes; Nemacheilidae
Gene: avd
Product: avidin
Exons: 4
Coding region: 2-457 (151 amino acids)
Molecular function (GO): biotin binding
Source: RefSeq, a predicted model, not a curated record